Messenger RNA from Pocillopora meandrina, 18182 nucleotides. Lineage: Eukaryota; Metazoa; Cnidaria; Anthozoa; Scleractinia; Pocilloporidae. The record is from the annotation of a GenBank genome assembly.
UCGUGAUAUGACAAGCGAAGGAAAGGAAAUUGGGUAAGAGGGCAAGAGUUUAUACACAAGAAAUAGAAGUUGCCUGCUUCAUCUCUUCUUGUAUUUGGGGAUUUCUGAAUCGUUCGGAAUCUCAGGGAAAGAAGAACUCGCUCUCCAUCGAACGCACCGACAAUUUCCGCCGACAUUUUCUGUUUCCGGUGAGACGUUUAGAAAGUUGUCUACUUCGGCCCGCCAAGAAAUUAACUACAAUACUUUGUAGACCGAAUUGCCUUUUCUUUCUGCGACUAAACUGUCUACCUUGACGGCUUUUUCAAAAUCAUCAUGCAAGCUUCAGAUGCAGAGGUAAUGGUGCUGUUGAAUUUUACUGAGUUUUUUGGGGCUGAUCUCGAGUUUAUUGGCGGGAGUUCUAAAUAAAUUGUCUGUUCUGUAAUUAUUACGCAGUGUCCGUUGUGUAUGGAACAGUUGGAAAUCGACGAUGUCAAUUUCUUCCCUUGCACUUGUGGAUAUCAGGUAAAUGUAAUGUGAGGUGAUUUAUAGAGUAACGCCUCAUGUGAACAGAUCUAUGCAGUACAAAACAACUUAACGCGUAAUUGUACAAAUAUGUUAAUACAUAAACAUGUAUAUCUUGUGACUUUAUACACUUUUUAAAUAUUGUUCUAAAUUCUUAGCUGUUAGAUUCAUUGGCCAUAAUACGAUUUGCUGUUUACGAGUGCCAUAUUCAGGUUCAAUGGUUGAGCAAUAUUUUGGUUUCUUCGAGUCGGUGCCGUUCUUACACAAGUAUAAUUCAUCAUUAACAUUUAACGCCCUCUGAUGGUAGCAAUCGAAUAUGUGAAUUUAUACGUACUCGAUUGAAUGUAUCGGGAAUAUUUCUUCCUAAAUAUAACAAAAGCUACAAGUAAUUGAACUCCAAUGCGAAGCAAAAGGUCCAUUAUAGAUAUCAAGAAAUAAUUUGUUGAUAUAUUUACAUUUCUUUUCCAAUCUCAGUUAUGAUCUUAGGUGCACGUGUGUUUUGUACAUUUGAGUGCUAAUCUCUGUCAUAUAUUUAAUGUGAUCUAAAGCUAAGCCACCAUGUUCACACUGACAGAAAUUGGUAUAAGGAAUUUGAAAAAUACCACUUGCUGUCUCUCAUGAACAAGUGAUAUAUAUAUAUAUAUAGCUUGAGAGGAGUAUCUGGCUGCAAAUGUUCCUUUUGAACUUUGAAUUCCUCACCUUUGUGAUGCUUCAGCUGGUUAUUGUCUGUUGUUACUAUUACACUUAGACACUGUAAUUUAAAUUGGCUGUAAGCUCAAAAUAGUCUCAAACUAUUUAAGUUUGUUUACCACUUGGCUCUGGAUGCUUAAAGAAAAACAAAUCACAAGUUUGAGCUCAAUUUCACUUGAAAUCAUUUUGAACAAAAUCAUAGAUAUUGAAAUGUAUUGUGCUGUUCCUUCCUUGCUUCUUGUUAUAAACAAGCAACUCUCAUGUUGCAAAUCAGAUUGUUUUACUUGUAGUUACCUACGCCGUGGUAACUAGUGGGUUAUCUAACUGCAAAAUCAUUGUGGGAUAUAUUUUCAUAAACUGAAUACUAAGUAGGAGAAAGUUGUAUUCCUUUACCAGUUUUACAAGUGUUACCUUUCAAUAGAUAGAAAAAUCUUGGUCUCCAGUUUUACAGAAUUUUUUCCUUUUUUCUCUCACAUAAUUACUACAAAUUGCAUCCAAUUUUUUCCUGAAUCAAUAUAUUUUUAGCAUCAAGAGAAUAUACUGUACAUGACUUGAGUUAUAACUCAUCAUAAGAUUCUAAAUAAAAAUUCUAAAAAGAAGAAUAUACUUAUGGAAAGAGAAUGAAUGCAAAUUAUGCUUUUUGCAAGAUCUGUUUUAAGUAGGUUUGGAAUUAAUAGAUUUAAGAAAUGUCUUCCUAACCCAGGAAUUUUUCGUUUUAGAUCUGCAGGUUUUGCUGGCAUCGGAUAAGAACAGAUGAAAAUGGCUUAUGUCCUGCUUGUAGAAAGGUUUGAAAGUUGUGUCAUAUUUUGUCUUGUAUGUAAGCAAAAUUCAUGCACUUCUUUCUCAAUUUAGCUCCUUUAAACAAUAAACUCAAACCUAGCCUUGUUGAUGAGCUGUAAAGGAUUAUUUGUACCUUUUCCUCUAUUUUUGGAAACUGUUUUGGUUGCUGUUUGUAGCUAUUUCAGUGAAACUUUAGGUAUUGAAGGGAGAGUCAUACAUUUAAUUUUAUCUCUUGCUUGUGUGAAAGUUUUUCUGUUAUCUUUUCAGCCCUACAGUGAAGAUCCUGCGGUGUAUACACCCCUUUCACAAGACGAGUAAGUAAAGGAUAACUUUUCUAAUAGACAGACGUCGUUUUAGAUCAACGUUUUACUGAGCAAACAAAUAUACAGCUUUUCAAGCCCAACUCAUUUUAAAGAUUCUAUGUAGCAAUUCAAAAUCAUGACAUGUUUGCCAGAGCUAAAAUGUUGGGCCAGAAAUAAUAUGAAUAGAAAAUUAGGGAAAAAAGCUUUCAGCAUAAUUAAUAAGAAAAUAAAGUUAAACAUUUAUUUUGGACCCAAGCCAAUGCAAGAGGGUUAAAAUGAUUCUUAGAAUGGCCCAAAACAUAUUUAUCCCCAAGGAUACAAGCUGUAGUACCACUAUUAUCAUUUUGGAUGGCAUUGAGAAAGGAUGGGAGGCAUUUUAGUCUGCCAAAAUUUCUAUUGUAGCUUGUAAAAUGUGCCAUAAUGCCAACAAAAUGAUGAUAAUUUUGUAUUAUACUAGAACUCCCAAGAGUGAUUAACAUGUUACUUCUCCAUAUAAUAUCCAUACAUUAUCCAGCAAACAAGCAAUGAGAAAACUCAAACUUAUCAGGUAGAAGUUUUAAUCUUGAUCUACAUGUAUCACCAAAUUCUCGUUACUGAUUAAGAAGGAAAUGUGUUUCGUUGCAUUAUGAGAGUGAAAGGGUUAAGUGUGGAAAUAGAGAUACUUAUUUUUUCCUAGUUUUGAUGAUGAUGCUCAUGUUGUGAUUAGAGAUACUUUGGUUUUCAAUACAAACAUGUCAAAAAAGAGAAAAGCCACACCUGUUACAGGUUAUUUUAUACAGACACACCAUGUAUAGUUUGUUUCUCCUAAAAACUUUGCAUUAAUUGUUUGCUUGCUUUGCAGUUUUUUAGAAUUCUUCAGCUUUCAGAUUCACCAAAAUAAUAUCAAGGAGAGGAGAAAAAGAAAAUGCUGCAAUAAUAUACAACCCUCAGCACAAUGGAAAUUUAUAUUUGAAUGUGCUUCAUGAAAAAUUUUAAAUUAUGGAAAAAAAAUUUUUUUGUAUUUUUCUGAUUCAGUGAUACCCUUUUAUUUGUUUUGCAGAAUACAGAGAAUUCUGAAAGAGAGGAAACAGAAAGAUGUACAAAGAAAACAAAAAGUAACUGAGAACAGAAAACACUUAGCAAAUGUGAGGUGAGAAGGCAAAUCUGCAUUGUCAGAGCAUUUUUUAGCCUUUGUGCAAUUUGCUAGGGUGAUGGAAGACCUGGCAAGCUUUAGAAUUUCAUGAUGUUAUUUUUCAGGUUCAGAAAGUCUAUGAAUUUUAGUUUAGGUAAUGGGAUGUCAUGGAAAUGACUAAAUAUGAUAUUUUUGAUUGGAUUAAGGAAAAUUACUUUCAUUGCAUGACAGUUUUCUCAUUAUUUUGGAACAAGCUUCUGGGUGAUAUUUCGUUGUUUCCUGAAAGACUGAAAAGUAGCCUGUGUUCAAAAUGGGAUAGACACACAGAAAUAUAAGUUUCCUACAUAAAUCAUCUCUACAAAGAGUGAUUUCCUUGUGCACUUUCAUUAUUCCAACAAGUAUGAUCUGCUUUUCUUCUUCUUGUAAGUUAUUUAUGUUACUUUUAACCUAUAAUUUUAUUAUUUUUUUUUUUUAUUUAUUUAUUUUUAAAGAUACAUGUUUGUUCUGUCAGCUAUAGAAUAAGUAUGCAUUGCAAUCUUAUAUGUGAUAAUUAAAUUGUGGAAAAGGCAAUUGGAACAGACAAGGAGUGAAUGGGUAUAUAUCCCUAAAAUAAAAGAAUCACAGUUUGCACCAUAACCAAUGUGGAUAUUUUCCCUUUUCUUGUAGAGUUGUACAGAAAAAUUUGGUAUUUGUUGUUGGACUAACUCAAAGAUUAGCAGAUCCCGAGGUAUGUUUUAAAGUUGAUGUACUCAUGUGCUAUAGAUUUAAGUUCAAGAAUUGAGAGAAAUUUUUAUGAGUGUUUUUUUCUUUGUGUUUUCCUUUUAGCUUCUUAAAAGACCAGAGUACUUCAGCAAGUUUGGAAAAAUACACAAAAUAGUUGUGAAUAAUAGUACAAAUUAUGCAGGUCCCCAGGUGAGUAGUGAAUUCAAACAAACUCGGAAACCUAGUAUUAUGGUAAAUACAAUCAACAAGCCAACCAUGCAGGUCUUCAUAGGUAGAGGUAAUCAUCAGGCAUCAGAUACUGUCACAGGUAUGAAACUAUAAAAGUUCCCUUGCUAUUCACCUGUCACCACAACUAGUAAAAAGAGGGUUGAAUGAAAGCUUGCCACAAGCAUUUCCAAAGUUGCUUGCUGAACUCAAAGCAUGACAGCCCCUUGCAAUCAUCCAGAAAUGACUAACAUUGUUGCUUUAUUUAUUUAUUUUACCUCCAUCUUUUAAGCCUUUAACUCCCAAGAUUUCAUAGAUAAUUCUCCUUACCACCUGUCAUACAAUUUAUGUGAUGUUAGUUUGGAGAAUUUGGCAUUGGAUUAAUCAAUAAUCCCCUAAUUGAUAUUUUUAGUUUAUUCCUAUUACUUGUCUGUUUGAUAUCAUACUGAUAGUGUAAGGGGUUAAAGGGUUAACUAAAGGGUUAACUCCAUCUUGCCUUGAGAAAGUGGAAAAAGUUAUAAGGUGACUCCAUCACAUAGAAUAUUUUUUCAAAUUGUAAGUUUGGAACAGGCUUGUUGGUUUAACCCUUAAGCCCUAAAGAGUGACUUGCAUCUUAUUUCUCCUUACUAUAUCUCCCCUGAACUUCAGACAUAGAUUGAUGCUACUCUGGUUUGCAGAUUUAAUGAAAGUAACCAAAGAAGUUACAAUUCAUAGACCCCUGGAUCUAUGAAUUGUAACUUCUUCGGUUACUUUCAUUAAAUCUGCAAACCAGAGUAGCAUCAAACUAUGUCUGAUUGUCCACCUGGUUGCCAUGUGAACUUUAAUAUAUCCCCUGAACUUUUUAGGUGGAAAAAUACAUGUUCUUUUAAGUUUUGUAAUUCAGUUGACAAAUAAUACUCUAUUAUUAUUUUUAAUCAGUCUUAUCUGUUUGUUUUAUUUAUUAAGGGACCCAGUGCUAGUGCUUACAUUACAUAUGUGAAAGAAGAGGUAAUCACAUUCAUUUUUACAACCAUUUGCCCGGACUGGGCUUCCCUUGAUGAAAGGGUAUCAACACAUUUUAUUUUUAUUUACAGGAUGCAAUUAAAGCAAUAAUAGCUGUGUGUAACACUCAUCUUGAUGGGAGAACAUUAAAGUGAGACAAAGUGUCCUGAUUAGAGUGUUUUUCUAUUGAAUGUCACAGAGCUAAAACCAAAGUAAUCCUGAUAACCAAUCAGAAGAAAGAAAAAAUAUUCAAGAGCCAAUAAGAACUCAAAGUGAAAACUACCAAACUUCCUAAAGUGCAGAAAAUUCUGGCAACUAAUGGUGUGAUUGGUUUUAGUUUGGCAUCUGAUUGGUUGAGAAAGUGGUGCAAGUUUUGCAGAUCAAUCCUCACAGAGGGAAUUAAAGCAAAACCAAAGCAAUUCUGGAUUACUUUUGACACUCAAUUGAAAAUUGCUCUAUUUAGAUUCAAUGCUUUUCUUUUUUUACAGUACAUAGAUAUAUCUGUUGAUAUUGUGAGUUCUCCUUGAUGUGGGUGUGUGUUUCUAUGAUUAUAAUGUAUAUGAAAGAAUUGCGUGCUUCUGAUUGGCUGAAAAUGAGUGCAUUCUUGUGUAACACUAAUGCAAAGUUGUAACACAAGUGCAAAUUACUAGUAGCAUGCAUACGCUUUCAAAAUUUUGUCUGUCUUGACUUUCUGUGAUUUUUUUCAUGUACAUUAUUAACAAGUAAUAACAUGAUUUCUCUAUGACUUGUAAUUUGGUGUAAUAAGCACUUGAAAAUUUUCAAAGGCUACAAAUUUCACUUACCCUGUGGGCCUGCUUAGUUUUGUUGUCUUUGAAAAUUUACUCAUACUUGUUAACACCAAAUUUCCCUCAAAAUCAUGUUAUUACCAAUACUAAUGAUAUCUGUUCAUACUAAAAGUUUUAUGACUUCUUCUUCAAAAAAAAAACUGAAUACCAGUACAUUUACUGCAAUCCCAUUUGCCACUGAUAAUUCUGUAUUCCUGUAAUUGUUUUUUUAAUCAAUUUUUUUUGACAGGGCUUCUUUAGGGACAACUAAAUAUUGUAGUUACUUUCUCAGAAACAUACCAUGUCCUAAAACAGUAAGUAAAAACCUUGGACUAGUUCAUUGUGAUAAGGCAAUUGGUUUGUCCAAUACAUAGAAAUUCAGAGAAUGCGAAAAGAGAAAAUUGAUUUAAAUAGAUUCAUGGAUAACAAUGUUAACAACCUGAUUUCUUAUCAGCCCAGAAACUAUUAAACUACUGAAUAAUGCUUACAUAUUUAUUUUGUAGCCAAGAGUAAUAAUUUACAAGUGAAAUUAAAUUUCAAUUGUAGAUUAAUUUGAAUUUCAAAAUUAUGGUAAAUUAGAUGUACAUGUUUCUGGAACAAAGGGAAUGCUUUUCAAAUUAGGUUGAAACCAUGUAGACCUGACUUUUUUAAAUACAACUUUUAACUACAUGUAUGUUGAAGUUUAAAAUGAAUUGUGGGUCAAAAUGGAAAAAACUUAAAUUAUUAUACAACUACUAGAAAUUCAUUUUUGAGCUUCAGUGUACUUUCAAAUGUAUUGUGAGAGUUUGAGAAAACAUAACUGUCAAUCCUUGCCUGUAAGAGAAUGAAAACCAUUUAUGGAUUUCACAAUAAGAUUUGAAAAAAGCUUAAAUUGUUUGGAAUUUUAAAUAAUAAAAUUUCAAUGGGAAAAAAUGCGUUUGCAGUAUUUCCGUUGUGGACUUGUGCAUUCAGGAAGUGAAUAAUUAAAUUGCUGUUUUUAUUUGAUUUUUUUCAGGAUUGUAUGUAUCUUCAUGAGUUAGGUGACGGUGCAGGAAGUUUUACAAAGGAUGAAAUGCAGGCAGGGUAUGUAACCUUUCUUUAGCCAUUUCAAUUUUUUUCUAAAAGCAACAUAUGAAACCAAUUGUAGCUGUAAUAGUUCCAUUUUUACCCUCCCCUCUCCUCCUUCAAAUUUCCCUUGUUAUCCCCUCCCCUACCCUUCCCUUUGCUUCCUCUCCCAUUCCCACUUCCCUUCACUUCAACAUGCAAUGUGCUUUCAAAACAUAUUAAGUUACCCUUCUAAGAAUUUUGUGGCAUUUUAGUCACUGCACCAAUCUACUGUGUUGAAUAUUGAUACUGUUGUUACUGUGGUUCUUUUGCAGAAAACAUCAAGAAUAUGAACAGCAGUUAAUUGCUUUUUAUUCAAAGAAAAUGUGAGUUUUUUUAAUAACCUGAUUGGUUUGUUUGUUCUAAUAGUUUGAAGAUGUCAGCAUUGCAACAAUUUUGUUUCAUCAUAAAUAGAAAAAAGUAGAUAAGGAAUCUUUUUCACUGUUAACAUAACUAACUUACACAGUUUCUGUAAUUUUAUGUUUCCAGGGGUCUUAGCAGUGAUAAGGUAUGUGUGCAUUUUAGUAUUAAUACUGUCAUAUAAAUUCUUUUAAAAAAAAGGAUCACAGUAAGGGGCUGGUACACAAAUAUUUGGAACACCUGACCACAAGAAUGUCUUUAAAGACACUUUUACCAUGCAGCAAAAAGUGGGAUCGACUCCACUUUAUCCCACUCUGAAUUCCAAAGUAAACUUUUGUAAUACCCAGCAUCAUGCUUAUCAUUUUUGCAAAUGUUUUGAUUACUUGGCUUUGUUUUUUUUAAGGAUAAAAAUGAAGAAUGGCCGGUUGAUGAUGGUGGUGAAUACAGAUUGUCUCCUCGUCUAACAUCAGAAGCAGCAUGGUACAUGUAAAUGAUUUCAUUCAUGACCUGAUUUUCUUGUAUACCUCUCACAGGGUUUGUGUAUAGUCUCGACUUCCUGAAAAAGUGAAGAAAUAAGGCUUCAAAGUUACAUAACUUUGAAGUCUGAUGAAUUCUUAAAAGUCUGGUUUUCUACAAGCUGAAACAAGUGCUUGAUUGGGUGAAAUCUUUCCAACGUUGCAUGAUUUUCUCAACUCACCUUGGACGUAAUGUUUUACCAACACAUUGAGUGAGUUAAUAAAUGCCGCCCUUGAAUAAACGCCCCAUCCUGAUGAGGCAUUCAUUCUAGUAAUAGACUCAAAAAGCACACAAAGAUCAAUGCUUCAAUUGCAGUUGGAAAUUUUGAGUGAACCAGAUACAAAUCCUUUUGAAUGUACUAGUUCUGAUGUUGAGAAAGCAUAUCUGACAUCAGAUUUGUGUUGCAGUAGUAUUGACAUGCAAAUAGUGAAAUUUGAGAACGAUAUAAAAAUAUGACUUUGUAGACAAGUACUAAAACAUCUUUCUGUUUUUUUAAAUUAAAAUUGUCAGUCACCGUACUACUGUUUGCAAGAAAUAAAUAGGAUUUUAAAUAAACGCCACCCUGGAAUAAAUGCCACAUUUGAAUCAUGAAAAAUUUAAUAGAUGCUGUGGCGUUUAAUUGAAUACACAUGGCAAUCCUUUAACCCUCAGAAGUGAUUAACAAGGAAAUGAGUAGCAGCCAGAAGGGAGAAUUAACAUACAGAUCUUGUGAGUUUAAGGGUUAAUUGAUGACCUAUGCUCAGACAGCAAACUGUCAGGGAAUGGGGACAAAAUGGGGGAAGUGGGUGUGUGGGGUACUUUGGCAUGGACCAGUCAUUCAUUCAAGAGUAGCAGUAGUGUGCUUUGUUGCUUCAUGCUACAGAGACUGGGCUCUGGUGCCUUGUGGGCCUCUUAGCUUUACUGCAUACUCGACUCUUUCUAACCUUUACCUUUGACUGUUGAAGGGCUGGCAAAGAUGAGAAUGGAGAAGGAGACACCUGUCAAAGUACUUUAGAGAAUGAAGGUAGUUCAGUUGCAGAAAGAAAGGAGGAGGAGGACUGGGAGGAAUCUUGUCUUCCAUCUCUGACUAAAACUGCAACAGAACAUAAGCCAUCUGACACCAUAAGACAAGAAAAACCUGCAAACCAUCCACAGUCAACCUACAGCAAUACAGGUAAGAAUUGUUGGCUUUUUUAUUGGAGAUUUGUGGUGUGUUUCAACAUGUUAUUCAUGGCAGUGUCAAGUGACAAAAUGACAUUUUUUCUUUUCAUUUGCAAAUCAAUUGUGACUGUGAAAGGCAAAACGGAUGCUAACAGUUAUCUGUUUGAACGGGUAAACCAUUCGUUAUCCGUUUGUCACCCGUUCGAAUGCCUAAAAAAAUCCAUUCAAAGCGUUCAACAAACCGUUCAACAAACCGUUCAAACAGUUUGCACAUCCGUUUGAAAUACAUUAGCAUCCAUUUGAAGUAUUGCAACAUCUGUUCGAAUGGUUCUGACAUCUGUUUGAACGAUUUCAACAUCCGUUCAAACAGUUUUUUCAUCCAUUCACCAACAAAUUAUUGUUUAGAAAAAUAGCAAAAGGUGUCCUUCAUUAGAAAGAUUUUGUGUUGGUUGGAAAAAAAAUUUCAGGGGCUGAUAAUCAAUCCUGUCACAUUUUGACCAUUAUUUUAAAUGGGACCCUCUAACAAAAGUCAGUUGUUUUUGCUGACAACUUUGCUGUUACAUUUACAGGUUGGGGAAAUACAGAAAGUGCUGGACGCGUUUUAGAGUAAGAAGCUUUUAUUAAUAAUAAAAUGAGAAAAUUGUGAUAUAAAUUUGACAAACAGUACGUGACUGAAAACUUAAAGCACAGGGAUCAGUGACUUUGUUGUUAAAUUCUGAGAGGUAUUUGACUCAUCCCUUAGGUGGAGAAAAGUGCAGCAUCAUAUCAGCUACCUGCUAUUUUUCUUUCCUAGCCUUCUUUCUGUCAAUAUGAUUUUUUCCUAAAAGUACAGAUUACUUUUGGCCAAUUGUCAUUUCCUUCAUUUUUUUUCUGCAGUACUUCCAGUCUGUUCUCUGCUGAUCUGUGCAGUGGUCUGGGCCUGUCUAAUUUACAUCUGAAAGUUUAUGGGGAAGAUGAUUUAGGUACUGCCAUGACUUGCAUCACAUCAGAUUGAUCUGAUUGGUCUCCAGGGUUGUAGCUAUCUUCAGCUGCAGGCAAAUUUGUCAAACGAAAAAAGUGGCAAUUGCUGGCUGAAGUUUUGGCCAAUGUUCCCUCAGUAAAGCACAAUGCACACUUUUGAUGUUACGCACUUGCAAUCAUCGGUAUCAAAAGCUAUCUUUGAAUCACAUUACUCGAAAUGUUUGUCGGCAGCCUAAUUUCUUAGCUACAGCCCUGGGUCUGUAGGCUACCUGACAGCAACACCUUCAGUAUUGUGCAAAAGUAAUUGAUUGGGUGAUAGCUUUUUGAUGAAUUCUUGACCAAAAUGAAACUUCGAUGACAUUUCCAUGAAUUUUUGAGGCAUGUAUUGUUUUGAACAGCUCAAACUUUCAGCGACAUAUUCCUUGAUGGCAAAAAUGCAACUCGAAUUUUGAGUGAAAAUUUGUUCUGUGUUGCUAUUGUUCAUUCUUCUCAAAAAGAUUUGGUUGAAUUUGUGGUUUGUUACUGCUCUAUGUAAUACUCCCGUGGAAUUUUCUGCUACAAUUCCAGUCUCCAUGCGACCUAUGUUGUUUGCAACCAUGGCAACACUCAAUUGUGUCAAUGCAUUUGGGAUCAUUUAUGUACUCUACUUUUGAUAGUCAUCAUGGCAAAAGUUUCAAAUUAUUCUAGAAAAAGAAUUUAGAUCCUUUACAAACAAGGCCUUCACCCAGCUGAAAUACUGAGGGCGUUAAAAUGGGAAGGGUUAUGAGUGAGCUUUUCUAGUAUAACACGCAUCAUUAAAAGGUUACGUCGGGUUCUGUGGCAAAUUUACCUUGAUCGGGAAGACCUCAAAAGCUGUCUAUGGAUGCAAAAACUUUCGUCGAUCAUCAAAUGCACAGGGAUGACAAGACAACCAGCAACAUGUAUCUUAGUCAAAAUUACUGUAUUUUCCAAUUUACUUUCAUUGUCAUACACAGAUCGAGCUCAGAAUCGAACGUGAUGCUUUUUGGUAGUUUGACCUUUUGUCUGCUGUGUUUAGUCUCAAAUAUGAAGUGUCUCCGUCCUUGUGACUGAAAAAAAGCUGGAAAUAUGUUUAUAUGUAUACUUCGUGUUGCUUACAUGAAUAGUAAACAAACUCAAUCAUUUGCAGCAGUCUAUUGUCAGUUUGAAGCAAAAUUUCAAACACCAAUGAUUGAAAAGACAUUUUCCGCCGCAAAUUUUUGUUUUGUGGCGAAAAUUAAACGAAAAAGCAUCCUUUGUUCAAACAAAAUGUUGCUUAAGAGGCCUCAAACUUUCGAUUGAAUUUUUGCUCUCUAAAACUUUCGAUGAAACAUCAUGAGAACAAAUAAUGGAAUUCGCCGAACUUUGCACAAUACUGUAUCUUUGGUCUCUGAUUUUGGUAAAGAUGAUUUAUCAAUAAAAAUAAUUAAUGAUGAUCAUGAUAAUUAUCACUGGUGAUUCUUGCAAUUUGAUUGACUUUCACUGGUGCAAUUUAUCAUAAAUGGCACCAUUUUUUGCAACUGCAUCUUUUUUGCAGCAGAUUAGAAACCUUUACUAAAACAAAACAAUCAAUAAAAUUUCAAGGCUUGCUCUUAGUAACCAAUUGAAAUGCAGGAAAAUGAAAGAGGACUUUAGGAACCAUGUACAAAGCAGCUCAGUACUGGAUCAAUAAAAUAUUUGUACAAAUCAACAAAUGCUGUAUGUAAGCAAUAUAAUUGUUUUUAUGUAAAAAUGGAUGUAAUAAAAUGGUAAUUGAACUUCAUUUCAUGCAAUUUUGGUCUGAAAUCAUACUUGUGAUUUCAAAUCAAACAAGUGCAACAUGCUUGUUGAUUUUGAAAUCACUUGCUUGAUUUCAAACUGAAUUGCACUCCACUUAGUUCAAUUACCAUUACUGUAUAUAGAAUUUACUUUACUCCUUGCAUAUUUAAUGAUUAAGAUGGCAUUGGCAAUUUUAUUUUUGUCAUCAAAUUAACAUUUCUGUUUAGUAAUAGUGGCUGUGUUUUCCUUUUUUGCAAGGGUUUGAUCCUUGGAAUGAGUGCAGUAAAGGUUUGGCAGAUCUUCUUCAAGAAGAAAACAAAACAACUUUGCCUGGACAUACUCUUCACACUUCCACAGCUUCACAAUCACAAAGUUUCUUCCCAGGAUUUCCACCAAAUGUAGGUUGCAGUAGAAACACUCAAUUCUUUCCUUGUUAGUUGUGGAAGGAAUAUAUUACUGGUACUUAAUUUUUAUGACUUGUGAUUUUGAAUUCUGGAAUGUUUGUCCUCUCUCAGAGUGAUGAUAUUAAAAACUGGCAAGAUGGACUUAGAGCACUUCUACCAAACAUAAACAUUAAUUUCUCAGGUAUGUUGUUAAAUAACAACAUCAGAUUUUUGUGAUGGAGUAUGUUUGUUAUAAAAUUAUGAUAACAAAGCUUUCUUGUAGAGUAGCAAAGUAUCUUGGCAUCUAUCCAAUCAUAUAAGCAAAAAAUGUUUGAACAACUAGGCAUCCUGCUUCCCAGUGAAAGGGAAUGUUUUUUGUACUGGUUGAUACAUUAUUUUAAGAAAACUUGUUUGCUUCAGGUUGGUCAAAAUAAGCCAGUAACUAGCACAUUGCAUUGCAUACUCUGAAAGAUACACAGCUACUCUGAAUGCUUCUUGCUCCCAAUGCCUCUUGCUUGUGGAGGGGCUUUCUGUGUGGAGUGGCCUGCUCUGUAUUGCUACUGUGACACAAAAUCUUUUUGACAACCUUGAAUGCUUGAAUUAUUGGUUAUUGGCUUGGUUCAAAUACCUACUUUCAUGUUAAACUUGUGAUUAAUAUUAACUUAAGUUAAAGUCUUUGUGUUUGAUUGCAAUAGUUAAGAUGCUGUAACUUCGAUUUCCAAAGUUUUAUGUGACUGAAUGCCUCAUUUUUUUUCUUAGAUUCUCGGUUACCUCAACAACAAUCUUCUUGGUCUCAUUCUGCACCUCUGACAGAAAGUCAUCCACCUAACUGGCCUUUUUCUUCACAGCAAACGCAAAACCCAUUCCAAGGUAUGUAAUCUUGUAUUCUGCUUUCAGAAUCACAAGACAUAUGCAACAGAGAUUUUUCAUUUUUUGGGGUGUAAUGCAAUUUUGUCUCCAAAAAUAUGGGAUUUCUACAAGCUUAUAACUUUUCUAACUUGUGAUUUCAAACCCUCCUUGGGGCAAAUGAAUAAAGGGGUAAGUUUAUAAAGAAACUGUGGUGCUGUGUGGGUGGAAGAGUAUAACAGGGUAGUUUAGUACUAUCAACUAGGUUGAUAACAAAAAAAUUUUACUACCAUAAAGAGCUUAAAGCUGAUGUUUAGAGUGUUAGCCCUUUGUCAGAGCAAUCUAUUUUGAUCCUCAGAGUUGUUGUGUAACAGUGAUAAGUUUUUAGUGCUUUUCAUCCUGUGGUUCAAGUGUUGGAUCCAAGGAAAUUUUAGGACAAGUUUAGAAACAAGUUUUUUAGUUAUCUGUAGAAUUUUGUGUAAGUUUUUUGAAACAAUUGCUACAGCUUGUGUCAUACUAUUUAUUUCAUCUGUUACAAGCUUUGUUCAAAAUCCAGUUAGUGUUGUGACAAAUUCAGAACAAAGACACUGUGCCACAUUUUGGCAGGCAGGGUCAUUUGAAGUGCAAAAUUAUUUAUUAUUUUCUUUGCAACCAGCUCAGAAUUUGAACCAGUUCUGAAAAUUACAGAGAUAUCCAUAUCCUUUUUUUCCAAAGGUCGCCCUCCUCCAGGAUUUGAAUGUAAAUCACCCACGAGCCACCACAUGCCAAUGCUUGAUGAUCCAGGUAUUUUAUGGUCAAAAGCACUUGACACAGGUUAGCUCUGUCAUGAUGUUUUAUGUAUCUUACAGUGUUCAGCGAAAGUAGUUCAAGGGAAUUUUAAUCAAUUUUGUGGCUUUGAGGGGAUUUUUAAGGAAAUUUGGCCUCAAGUGAAAUUUUCUUGACAUUUCAAGAAAUUUUUCAGCCCCCCAAUUUUUUCACCUAGGCAGGGUGUUGAUGGAAAGUCUGUCGUAAAACCCAAGUGAGUUCCAAACAUUUUAGAGAAAGUUCUCUCCUCUUGAAAGUUUUUGGCAAACACUCAGAGAAAACAUGCCUCUGUCUGAAGACCAGUUAACAGUUUAACACCUGAGAGUGACUAGCAUCUAAGUUCUCCCUUCAAUUCUACCCUGAAUCAAACAUUAAUGUUAAGAAAAUUAAGGAAAUGAUCACCAACUAAAGAAACUCUAGAUUGUGGUACAAAUUCACCUUAUCAGUACCUUUGGAAAUGUGUAGGUAACAGUGAAGAGAAUAUGCAUACUGAUGUUAGGGUGUAAAUGGUUCAGCAAUUUGUGAGUGAAUGUGUAACUUCUUGUUCUGCAAUAAGAUGUUUGUUGACUCUAGACACCAUGUUUUUCUAUAUAAAGCUUGGGUGUAAUAGCAGAUAAGGACAGAAUCCAAAGUUGAUCUUGGGGCCCAGACUACGAAAAUUUUCAGAAUUCAAAUGUAAAGCUGUCAAAGACAGGUGUUUGAAAAUAACUUAAUUAUUUUGAGUCACCACUCUGACUGAAGACUAAUGCUCGAAAAGUCAGCUGUUAAAACUCCUUAUGGUGGCUAAUUUACAUUAUCAUCUCAGUUGUAAUACUAAAUUACCCUACAGUAUUUUGCCCUAAUAUGGGGUCUCUCUUUGAUUCAACACAUAACUUUGGGUCUUCAAAUACCUCUGAUCUGACUAACCCUUCUCAUUUCUUUUAACUUGAUUUUGCAAGGUAAUCCUCAAGGGAACAAUCCCCUUACUAGAACAGUUUCUAAUGGAUAUCCUGGAAUGCAUCCUUUUAGGAGACAAGCAGAUCUUCAGAGCACUGCGGUAAACAUUUUUUCUUACUUAGCUGUGCCUUUGCACCAGCUUAAACUAAUUAAAUGAUGAGAAUGUUAAUGUAAUGAAAUCCUGGUGUACAAUAAAUGGGAGCAGUUGCUUACCAUUUUUAUUCCCCUAUCUCUUUUUGAACUGUCAACACUAGUUGGUGUGAUGAACCUAAGGUCACAGGUUAACUUCCUUCAAUCCAUUUCAUGAUUACCUCCAACUCCCUUGUCAACAGUUAUCUUUCUAUUUACCCUUCCUCUCUCCUCCUUUUGACAUCACCACUCCCUCCUCCUCCUCCUCCUCCUCCUCCUCCUCCUUCUUUUCCUCCUUCUUUUCCUCCUUCUUUUCCCCCCCCCCUUCCUUUGACAUUUGCUAAUCCUCACAGUAGGCAGAAUACUUUUCCCAUAUGAAUCUUGGAUAUGAGACAGCUCAGUUCUGUAGUUCAGAAGUAGAGUGUUGGAGUGCUGAGUCAGCAGGUGUGAGGGGAGGAUAUUUUUUUUUUGUCCCAUGUUCAGACAAAUAAGUUAAAUUUUGUAGAUGGUAGGUGAUAGGCAUUUCAGUAAGGUUUGUCUUGUUCUAGGCAGUCUCGUCAGCAGAGAAGCUGAAGGAAAAUUCAUGUAACGAAUCCUCACAAGAGGAGGUGAUCUCUAGUACAAGAACAAAAGAAUUACUAUCAGUCUCGGAGCCUUCAGGGGAUAAUGUAACAAAUGCAAUGACGGAAGGAACUCACAGAGUUGACAUUUCAUCAGGAUUACCAAAUUGUAUUGAACAGCACAAAACAAGAGUGAGUGAGUUAUCCAUCAUCGACGUAAACGACCCUCUUCCAAGUCAAUGUGGUAAUUCAUUGUUGGAGCACAAGACUGAAAAGAAAAAACGGGACAGCAGAAUUCAGGAGACUAACAGACAGUACAAACAAAAUCAAGGAGUAUAUAAGAGAGAUGAGAGACACUCUCAACAAAGUAGGCAUUCAGGUACCAAGAGCAGACAUACUGAGACACCAGGAGGCUUUACAAGGAAACAAACUCAUUCUUUUCAAGACAGAGACAAUUCCCAAGUGAAGGCAGGUCCUUCGCAAUAUUGCAAUAAGAGAAGAAGAGAUAUUACAAGUGGAUCUGUGGGACAGAGGAAUUGUAUUGGGAAAGAGCAACAAAGCACAAGCUUAAAUUGACAUAACAGUGUUAUGCACAUGGUUUGGAGGCACUGAAUCAAAGCAAGAUCAUGAGUGAGAGGUGUAGGAGGUCAGUCAGCCUCCAGAAACUGCAGAAACUGAAACAAAAUGAGAACAACAUAUGCCUUUUCAUUAGGUGCAGGUUCAAACUGUGGAUGCUCUGGUGAACCCAUGGGUUAAAGGCCUGAAGCUUGCACUCUAAAGAGUGAUUGGGAAAUAAAAUCUCCUAAGUAUGCUAAUAUACUACCCACCAGUUAGGUUACAAGAAGAAAGAAAAUUAUCAGCUUGGAGAUUUUUGGACUUGACAGCAAUUUUCAGCACCAACCAGCAAAGAAAUAUAUGGUUUAAAACUUAGUUUUUAGAUCUCUGGAGUAAAUGGUCUUAUGCUAACUGUUGGCUUACCUUGACUGUUAAGCUUCUAAACAGCCUGUGUAUACCUUGCUAAGUACUCUUAAGUAUUAAACCUUUAACUCCCAAGGUCUCAUUUGUAAUUCUCCUUACUUUCGACUAAAGGAUUCUCAUUAUGUUAGUUUGGAGAAUUUUUUGUUGGCUCCAUUAGUAAUCCUGUAAUUUAUAUUUUUCUUAAUUCUCAUCACUUGUCUGGAUGAUAUUGUAUUUAUAUAGCAAGAAUUUCUUUUUUGGUCACUCACAGGAGCUAGUGGGUUAAGAAUACCCAGAGAGGAAAGGUUUUGGUAUACACAGGCUGUUAAACACUAAAAGGUUCAGACUUCAAAAAGUACUCAAUUUCUGUCAUAAAGAUGUACCAAGUGAACAGGAGAGCCAAAAACUUGUAUCUCUUAAUCAGAACGUUACAUCUGUCUUAAUAUGAGGAUCCCUUUUCCUAUUUAAACUAUUGCUCUCUGCAAUUUGUCCUGUCUAACUUUCAUCAGCAUUUUAAACAGCAAAAGCCGUUUAUGUUGUUAUGGUGGCCAAGAGAUAAAAAUCACCAAAAGACAGAAACCCAACACAUAAUGUCUAUACAGCAUGUUUGUGAAGUGCAUGAAGGUGGUGAUGUGCAGGAAGAAACCAUUAAGAACUUAAACAGGAAGUAGUUUGUACUUCAUUACAUUUCAUUUCUUUUCUUUUCAUAAUAAUACCAAGUUUAAUGGUUGCUAAUGGUAAAUUGUAUGGUCAUAUAUACUGCAUCUGUAUAAUACUCUAUCAAUUUAACUGUGAUAGCGAAAUUUCUUUGCAGUUGUGUAAACAUCAGAAUAUCUGUCAGAAUAUCCUGUCAGCUUAUUUUACUAUAUCUGCUCUAAUUGUGUGCUUAAACUUUCAUUUGAAGUAAUCAAGUGAGCUUCUCAGGCAUGAAUAUUUAUUAAACUACAGCAUGCACUAAAUGGGAAGGAACUAAUUUCAAUAGGUGGUGUUGUAAUUGAACAGGUAACGUUAAGAGAACUGGUUAUGUUUUUGUCACGCAUGAUAGAGCCAGUCACGACUAGAAUGGCUUCUCUGAAGUUAAUUCCUGAGCUGGUUACUUGGCAAGACAUGUUAGUUUUUUCAGUUUUUGCUUUUGUUUUGUUUUUUUGUUUGUUUUGAUCUGUUUUUUCUUGUUUUGUAUUUUUUAAUGAAGCAUCAAUAAUAAUAAUGUUGAUUUUGAUGAAACCUUUAUUACAGUUGCCAUUGUAGUCUUGACUCGAAACACAUGCUGUAGGGAAACUGUCAUGUUAGGUAACAGAAAUGCGUUAAUAGGUCUUAGUUAAAACUAUUACUACAUUUAGUUGGGGUUGGGGGACACAUUUGUUACGUCAUUUGCUGCCACACCCCUCCCAAUGUUGAUCUGCAAGAUCCUAUGCACACAGUAACAAAUUACAUUGAACGAAAAUUCACAAACUAUGUUCGAAAGAUGGGUGCCAACUGGGAAUUUAUGCUGUAAAUCUCUAACUCUAAGAUUUGGCCUCGCUUGCGAGUUUGGCACCUUAAGGAGACAAAUCCUAGAUUAGGAUUUGGUUGCAUGCUUGGUUUGUUAACAACCGUUAAUCAAGUAGGAAAUAACUGGUCGUUAGUCUCCUGUUUAAAGUAAUCUAUAAAAUAAUACGUAAGCAAAUUUACCGAUC